Prorocentrum cordatum is the source of this 5032-nucleotide messenger RNA. The record is from the annotation of a GenBank genome assembly. Lineage: Eukaryota; Dinophyceae; Prorocentrales; Prorocentraceae.
GCCGCUGCCUGGAUACAGGCGGCCCUUCUACGAGGCGGACGCCGUCGCCCAGGCUGAAACCAUCCCCACGUCCUUCACAAAACAGUUCUCGGGAGUGGCCCCGAUCAACGAAGCUGGCGCGAGCUCCGAGUGGGCUGCAAUUUUCGGCGAUGCCGAGAGCGACGCCGCGGCGGACGCUGGCGUCGCGGCGGGCUCGGAAUGGGCUGCCAUUCUUGGUGGCCCUGGGGAUGACGACGACGGCGGCCCCGACCAGCAGCCGCGAGAGGAUGAAGUCGGUGCCGAUGCUGUCCUCGCUGCCGGCGGCGCCGCGCUCGUCCCUGCUGCUGCUGGCGGCGGAGAGCCGUUCGCCUUUGAGGCCAUCGGCCAGCCGCUGGGGUCUGCUGCGGCGCCCUCCUCCCUGGGCCAGGGCGUGGUCGAGUUUGGGGAGUUCGGCCGCGCUGCAGCUGGACAGGUGCUCUUCUGGUUGGGUGUGAAUAUGGUGUCAACGCUGUAUUUUCUCGUCUUCUGGACAAAGUCGAGUUCGUUGGUGGGCGUGGUGAGGUGGACCAACGCCAUGGAGGCAGUUGACGCCUGGCUGCUUCCUGAGUCGAUUCACGGCUUGGCCUCCAGUGUGUACCGAGCCUUUUAUGAGAAGGCCACUGGCAGGCGGGCCCCAUGCGUUGCCGUGGAGGCACCCGCUGGCGCGGAGGACCUGCCGAUGCUCCAGGAUUUGGCGGACGCGUUCGAGGGGGGCCCUAGCGGAUCAGCCAGCUAUGGCUGCCGGGCUGCCGCUGAUGCCGACAACGGGGCGGCCGAUGGCGCCGCCGAGGCGUCCAUGGCAGCUGACCCGAAGGCUAAGUUUGAGGGGCAUCAGCGCAGGUACAGAGCUUCCGCUAUCACUUGGAUUUCGUGGCCAGCCAUGCUGCCAGUUGGCUAUGUCUACAGGGCGUGCUCCGCCCCCGUCUGGAAGCUCAUGCACGCGCACCUGGCGACUGCGGGCCGAAGGUGGGGCAAACGCCAGGCGACGAGCGCUUUCAUGACUGGGCGCAGGGUUUACAGAGCAGAAGUCGCUGCCUCUCAGCAGCUCGAGAUGCAGGCGACGGCUCGGAUGACCAUGGCCCUCGUUUUGGGCCAGCAGCGUUUGCAGACCUGGAGUUUCAAGGUCAUGUUCCAAGAGGACACCGCGGCCAUCGAGGAUGGCGCGGUGGAGAGCGGCGUGGGGCAGGCAGACGAUGAGGCUGAUGCAGCGCCGCGGCCCAGCAAGCGCAUGAGGGGGAGCUGGGCUUAUCGCGCCUGGGUGCCCCAGGAGACGCGGGGGUCGGCAACUGGCUGCGCCGCCCCUGGCCUCGGCGCUAGGUUCAACCUUCUCGGCCAGGCUCAGCGGGGCGACCUCGCCCAGCGAGGCCGCGAGGCCGAAGCUGCUUGGGCGGCGGGCGGCCGCGGUUUCGGCCCGAACAAGAAGGACGUCGAGAGGGCGAACGCCAGAGAGCGGGCCGCGCGCGAGCAGCGGCGCAUGGCCGACGAGCUGCGUGCCUCUGGGGCCCUCGUCGGAUGCCCGGAGCCGAGGGAGGUGCGCGAGCUCGGGCUUGUGCCCGUCACGGCUUGGGAUGAGCAGCUGAAGCAGGUCACGUCGGUUGAGAAUCGGAGAAAUCGGAGGGCAGUGGUUCUGGACCGCUUGACCGAGGAGGCCCUCGCCACUAUCGUCUCUGAGGGGGUUGGGGCCUCCGUGAAGCAGUUGCAGGAGGCGGUCGAGUCAAUCUGCAAGAUCACACUGCACAUUCACAAGAAGUUUAAUGCUGCUGUGGUGCAGCGCUUGCGAGUGAGGACGUUGCUCCCCUGCCUUGCAAAUUCUGAUGUCGCUUAUCUGUUGACGUGCCGUUCGGAGUUGGAGUGCGAUGAUGCCAGUGCAUUGGAGCCCAGAAUCAUCGACCAGCAGAUGUACCACUGCGGCUGGCAGACGCUGGCUGCUCGAGAUUUUCACGGCUACUUCCAUAAGUUGGCGUUGGCAAGCAAGGAUGAAGUGAUUGAGUUGGGCGCUUUGUCGGCUGCUGGCGGGCCUGGGUACCCAGGUCGCGGCGCGUGGGAAUUUGUGCACCAGGUGCACUUGCUGAGGCGUCUGCGCAUGGACGUUCGCUGGUCUAUCCGUGUCUUCACUUUCAGCAAGGGCAGCCGCGUGAUUGGCCGCUUGACCCCAGCUGAUUUCAUCGUCCACGAGCUUCCCUGCGCGGAGCCCGCCAAUCGUGAGAUUGAGUUCUGGGGCGGCCAGUUCGACGCCGACGCGGACUCCAUGGACCGCCUGCGCGACGAGUGGUUCGAGGCGGAGCAGGCGGAGGAUGCAGGUGAAGCCCCGUGCCUUGCUGGCGGCGGCGCGCCUGGCGGCGGCGAGCCAGCGCCUGCUGGCAGCGAUGGCGAGGCAGCUGGCUCUGGCGGAGCUGCUGGCAGCAGCGGCGGCCCUGGCCCCAUCGACCUGGGCUCCGCGGAGAUCGACGGCGUCGACCUUGCGAGCCUCGUCGCGAGGGUCUUUCCUGGCCGCGCGUCUGGGGGGUCGCCCUCGUCUCGCGCGCCGAGGCCGCCCGACGACCCCGACGAGGCAGAUCUGGUGAAGCAUGACUUUGGCCGUGGACAAUUCACGAGGCCAGCCCACAUGGCCUCGCCCGCGUCAAGGGCUGCGCGGGACCCGCUGCCAGAGUUCACCGAGGCGGAGUCGGAUCUCCAGGCCGAGCGCAUCAAGAACAAGACACUGAAGUGGGUCCCGAAGGAGGUGACGAAGCAGAUGACCACAUUCAGGGCUCGCCUGAACCGCAAGGACCCCCCGAGCGUGCACAUUCGCAGGGGCAGGGCCUCCCAGACGAAGAAGACGGUGAUCUGUGUCAAGCAGCCCUUGACGUGCUUGCCGAAGGAGUCGCGCUACAAGGCGCCUGGGGACGGCGGGGAGCCCAAGUGCAAUUUGCCCGAUGGGGUGGGCACCCAGAAGGGCUUCAAGGAUGUCGAUGCCGUCGCGAUGGUACUCACCAAAUAUGCGGCUGACGACGUCGACAAUUGGAUUGUCUACAGCACGUCGAUGAAUGCGCCCGUCGACGACGCGGAGAUCCAGAAGCACGAGGCGGCGUUCAUCCAGGUUGCGACCGACAACGAGGACAGGUGGAAGCCCUCAGCAGAGCUGGACGGCACCUGCGAGGAGCUCGCCAAGUCGCUGCGGAGCAUGCUGCGCGCCGUCCAGAAGACGCUUUCCAGGACCACCGUGCCGGAGUGGGCCAUCCCGCACGCCAGCGUGCUCCGCAAAGCCGCGAAGGAGAUCGCCGACGACGAGGGCGAGGCAGCGAGCACGGCAGUGGGCGGCAAGGGCUCGCUCGAGGAGGCGAGCGUCGCUGUGCUGCACGGCUACUACCUCGGCUGGAGUGCCGACAUCCAGAAGAACCUCGUGGCGAGGUUCGACGAUUUCGAGUGGGAGCACCGCGACGCCGAGCAGGCCGCCACAGGCGAGGCGCUCUACAGCGCACAGGGCCCGCACGGCGCGAUCUGCCUUCGCUGGGUGAACCGCGCAGGGCCCCCUCGCAUCCUGCGCGUGACGGAGACCAGGGAGCGGCAGGGCCAGUUGAUGCAGAUGGGCGGCUGGGCGGCCGAGCACGAGAGCGCUGCCGUCGCGUGGCUCAUCGAGCAGCUCAAGGCGUAUGCGGCUGGGCGCACGACGAAGCCAGACAUGGAGAUCGCAAAGAAGGAGUGGCUGGCGAGCCACAGCGCGAGCGGCGUUGGUGACAGUGGCAGCGUCCUGGAGCGGCCAUCGAGCGCGGAGGAGGCGCAGCCCGAGGAGAGCACCGUCCUGAAGAGGCCAGCGGGUAAGCAGGAGGCAGUGGACACGUCGCCCGAGGAGAGCACAGUCCUGAAGAGGCCAGCGCGCGAGCAGGAGGUAGAUGACACGAAGCCCGAGAAGGCCAAGAAGCAAAAGCAGCAGCAACAGGAGGCAGAUGCAGCGCUGCCAGCUGGCACCGAGAUCGGCAAGACCAACAUUAUCGAGCACGCCCCAGCGCAGCCGCCAGAUCCCGUGCAGCCGCCAGCCCCAGUGCAGCAGCCAGCCCCAGUGCAGCCGCCAGCCCCAGUGCAGCCGCCAGCCUGCGCGCAGCCGCCAGCGCAGGUGCGGGCGCAGGCGCAGACUGCGCCGCCGCCCAUCCCCAUGGACGUCUGGGUAGACGCUCCAGGUGACACGCAGCCGAGCGGCAGCUCUACUCAGCAGGCGCCAUCGCAGGACGUUCGCUCCGCGAUGUCCUCUAUGGGGAGUGGCGACACGCAACUUGACGAGGAAGCUGCUCACGGGGCAGAGCAGCCAGAGAGUUCAGCAGGUCAGCCAGCGAGUUCAACAGGUCAGCCAGCGGGGCAGAGCGUGCCCUCAGCAGAGCAGCCGCCCAGCACCAUCCCGACCGACGGCGCCGAGGAUGAGCCCGAUGCGCACAAGCACGCAGCUCUCGUGGAGCGCCUCAAGAAUCAGCUUGAGGAGGCCAACAUCGCGAGGGCCAAGCUGUGGGAGGAGCGGAAGGCUCUGGAGAAGAUGAACCUCGAGUGGCAGCAGCAGCGCUCACAGGUCAUCGGAGACGCUGCUGAUGAGCCCCCAGUGGCAGAGGGCGAGGCAACGCAGGAGGGCACGAUGAUCUAUGAUGCUGAGGAUGGCAAGGAGUUGGCGACCGAGGAGGCUGAGAAGGGCAAGGGUGAGGGUGGCGCGACGAUCCCUGAGGUUAUUAAGGAGGGCCACGGAAACGGGGACGCCGUCGACAGUGACGAUGAUCAGCUGCAAAAGGUAUUCGAAGAGUCCAGGAGGUUUGCAAAGGAGCAUAAGGAGCUGGAUCAAGCAGCGGAGAAGAUGGAGAACACGUGGCUCCAGGACGUGCGCGCCCUGUCUCGGACGGCGGGCAUCGAGCUCGUGGAGCUAGCGGGCACCGACCACUUCAUGCGGGACCCACGUGGCGCCUGCGCGAUCGACGCCCAGCAAGGGGGCGGGCGGCCCUCUCUCCUCGGUCAGUGGGUCGACCGCCUGACGUGCGGCGCCGGCGCCGCGGGCUGA